CACUUGCCCCGACAGCUUGUGAAGGCUACUCGGGGGAUCUUUGUCCUUGUGCUGCCGCCACCGCCGCUGCUGCAGUUGCUGAGUCACGUGGCCUGAGGGUUCUUGGUGCUCGAGAGCGGGCGGCGGGGGUAGCACAGACAGAGUGCGGCUCCCCGGGUGACGCGGCGCGUUCUUGGAGGAGAGCCGAUGUCCUCUCGUGCCCCCCGCCCCCGUCGUCAACCCAUGAGCCGCAGCGCCUGAAUUCUCAUACCCCGGAUGAAUGCGCCGGCCCGCAGGUGGGACGUCGCCGCGUCCCGUCUCCAUCCCGCGGCCACCGCGAGCCGGUUCCCACCUUGCCGCGCCGGGCAGACCUCGACGUGAAGCGGCAGGCACAGUGACCGCUGAUCCAGCACCCACCGCUCUGCCCUCUCGCCGGUGGACCGCCGCGCCCGCCAACGCGGCGGCAUGGAGCUGGGCAAGGCGAAGCUGCCGCGCUGCGGCAUCAACGCCCUGCGACGCGCCGUGCACCCCUCGCUGGGCCUCGCGUGGACCGACGGCAAGCGGCUGCUGCUGUCUGGCCUCCACGCGGGCCGAGAGGAGGAGGAGGAGCCGGAGGAGGCGGCGGUGGUCGGGCGACUGGGCGGCGCCGCGACGCUGGGCAGCUUCGAGCACGUCUACGGCGUGAGCUGGGGCCCCACCGACCCCGCGCUGCCCGCGCUGCUCGCCGUGCAGCACAAGAAGCAUGUCACCGUCUGGCAGGUGACGCCCGCCGGGUGCAACGACGCUCGUCCGGCGUGCUCGCGGCUUUGCGAGCGCGAGGAGCCGUUCGCCAUCCUGCCGCAGGGCUGCGUGUGGCACCCGCGCUCCGAGACGCUGGUACUGCUGACCAAGCGCGAUGCCUGCCUGCUCUACUCGCUGCGCUCCGACGCCCGCUCCGUCCGCGCCGACAUCCGCGGCAGCGGCCUGGUGCGCUGCGCGGCAUGGACGACGGACGGCGCGCGCCUGGUGCUGGCCGUGGGCACGGCGCUGCACUCGUACCUGUGGGACGAGCCCAGCCGCUCGCUGCAGCCGUGCGGCUUCUCCCACGUGCUCGACGUGGGCGGCUAUGUUUGUGCCGUGGAGGCCGCGUGCGACGCCCGCGUGCUCGUGGCCACCGAGCUGCCCCUGGACCGCGUCUGCGGCCUCGACGCGGCCGGCGCGCCCUUCGAGCUGCCCGGGGUGGCGUUCGACGGCGCGCCGGGCUCCUCGCCGAACACGCUGCGCCCGCGCGAGGGCGCCGAGGACGGCGCCACGAGGCCCCGCGGGCGCUCGCCGGAGCCCCGCGGCGGGUUCGUGGCGGACGACGGCACGGGCCGCGGGCCCGUCGUCGACCUCACGCACCUGCUGGCCCACCACCGCAAGUCCGACCCCGGGCCGCUGAUCCGGCUCAAGCGCAGGGACCUAUCGAGCGGCGGCGGCGGCGACGACGACAGCUCGCACCUCCUGCUGGUCACGCUGGACCAGAAGGCGACGACCACCAGGAAGGUGCGCCUGCCGGGGCUGCUGGUGCCGGACCUGCUGGCCUACGACGCGACCGCCGACACCGUGGCCGUCGCCUCCAACACGUCCGCCUCGGUGCUCGUGUACUCCCUGAGCGGCCGCGGGAUCUCGCCACUGCAGCACGUCACGCUGGGGCGCGACGAGCGGCCCAAGGGGCUGUGCUUCCUGGCCCCGUCGCACUCCCUGGCGAUGCUGGUCGGCCGCCAGAAGCAGUCGGAGCCGGCGUUCCUGCCCUGCGCCAGCACGGACCGCUACGCGCUGCGGCUGGUCGUGCGCGACGUGGUGGUGGAGGGGCCCGGCCGCUCGUCCCCGCGGGCUGGCGCCCGGCCGCCCGAGGGCCGCGACGCCAACCCGGGCCCCGCGAGCGGGCUGUGGGAGCUGUGGCCGCCCGGCGACGAGCCACGCCGGCAGGCGUCCUCGCCGCGCCGGUUGACGGAGGAGCCCUCGGGGGCCUCCGCGGACGACCGGCGGCCGCGUCGCCCGAGCGGGGAGGCCGCAGGGCGCUUCGCUCGCGACGUCUCCCCGCCGCUCGAGAGCGUCGAGCGCGAACCGGCGGGCGGGGCCGCGAGGCCGCGGGGCAGUCCGGAGCCUCGCCGGCCCGGCGGGGGUGCGCCGCGGAGGGCACCCAGCCCUCGCGACGCCGAGCGGGACGGCCCGGCGCGGGGGCCCGUGGGCCGAGCGGCGAGCCCCGGCCCGUGGGAUGCCGAAGGCUCGGCCGCGAGCCGCGCGCUGCGGGGGCUUUGGGAGCGGCUGGACCGCGUGCAGGCCGAGGUGGGCGAGGUGCGGCAGCUCGUGCUGGCGUUGCGGCCGGAGCGGCGAGUGCUGGCCGCAUCGGGCCCUCCACGCUGGGCGAGAGUUCGCUGCCAGCCGCGGGGUGGCGGCAACGCGGCACCCGCGCAGGAAGCGGAGACGCGGAACUUCCUGCUGAGCAGCGGGGGCCUCGUGCGGCUCGACGCCCUCCGGAGCGCCUUCCAGCUGUCUGCCGUCGAGAUGCUCUUCGACACGGUGUGGCUGGUGCUGGGCUGCGAUGGCGAUGGCUUCAUCCCCGUCGCGUUCCAGCACGAGCAGGAGGUGCUCGUGCGCGAGGGCCGCGCUGCGAAGCCGCCCGCCGAGGAGCCGCGCGCCUCGGACGCCGCCCCGCACCAGAACGCGACGGGGUAGUCACCGCCCCCGCCACCACCGUUCUCCCUCCUCCUCCUCCUGCUCCUCAUCAACGCCGCCCGGGCGGCUCCCGUUCGGUCCGCGGGUGCCGCUGCGGGCGGGCG
This is a messenger RNA of Petromyzon marinus (sea lamprey), 2783 nucleotides long. It is a transcript of the gene WDCP, whose product is annotated as WD repeat and coiled coil containing. NCBI's taxonomy places the organism in Eukaryota, Metazoa, Chordata, Hyperoartia, Petromyzontiformes, Petromyzontidae. Gene Ontology annotation, molecular function: kinase binding. The record is from RefSeq and is a predicted model, not a curated record.